UUUCUUCUUGCGGGAGCCGUCACCACGUCCUAAUCAAAUCAUUGUAAUCAUGCUGAUUGUGGACAUUUAAUAGGAACACCAUGAAAUUACGCGCUGUAUGAAUAUUUCGACAUUGGCUCUACUGAUGAACGAAGGAGUUUGAUUGUGCUUGAAUAUCCAAACACAACCACCGCAACUUUGGCGAAGAUCUUAUAUGUGGAUUUGAAAAAAUGUUUUUCGAGGCGACAGUCUUUGUUGUGUUCUUCAUACUGAACAGUAAGUUUUACGUUGUAUUUGGUGGCCAAACAUGUCGAGCAAUAUCAGACACUGCCUGCCCUCAAAGCAUUUCCGAGCACACCGGGGAAUUAGUGCAGCUUAUUCCCAAGUAUCUAACUCGUGAUCAUCCUGAGUAUGAAGUGAGAACACCACCGGCGAUGAGAGAUAAAGUCAACUUAUACUGCGCUCAUCCAGCUUGCUACUCAAGCCCGUGCCUUAAUGGAGGAACGUGUACGGAGGAUCUGUUUGGAUAUAGCUGCUCUUGUGUUGGACAAUACGAUGGGACACACUGCGAACAUCCAGUAUGCCCUGACGGGUGGUUAUACGCGACCACAAAGUGUUUCCAGGUACGUCAUUCAGGGGACGUGAGUACUUACGACAACGCUCGUGAAAACUGCGCGUCUCUUCCCCUUGUCCCCUUGGGUAAUGGGAAGACGACCGGUCCCUCCAUGAUUAACAUUGAGAGCAUCGAAGAGUUCGACAAAAUAAGACCUCUCCUGGAUGGGUAUCUCCUCUGGAAUCACUGUGAAAAAUCGGAAGGACAGUGGAAAUGCUACAGAAAUCGACAAGGGGACUUAAGCUCCUAUCGAAACUGGGCUGAGACCCAGCCGGGCACUAUCCCUGGUGAGAAUUGCGGUCUGGUCUACCUGUCUAACGGUGAGAUGCAUGACUACCCCUGUGAUCAGCCAGCAGCCGCCGUGUGUCAAGUCAUCAUAUAGUGGUCAAAGGGGAUGUAGUUCUAAGCCCAAUGAAGCCAGCCAUCGUCUGUUUUUACGACAACCAAGCUAGUAUUCUACGGAAGUCCCGGUAUGAUAGGGCUUAUUUAGUCAGAGUACGCCUCAUGAAUAUUCAUGGCCAAAGGAUAUAUCGUAAUUUCAACGAUCCGCUUGACUGAUGUGGCGUGAUCAGUAAGACGAUGCGUUAUUGCGAGUUUACUGCAAUCAAGACUGGUGACAGAGGCUAGAACCUCGCCUUGAACAUUUAUAAACAUUUUAUUUAAUUAAAACUGAGGCAAGAUUAGAAAAAAAAUACAAUUCCAAGACUUGAAGCCGCCAAAAAAUACUUUCGGACCCGCUUUGCUACGGAAAAAAGGGUACACCCCACCAGGCACAAGAGGGUUUUCUGAAAGCGACGCAGAACAAAUUCAGGAACUCAGAAAAUAUAUUGACUAUAACCGUCAUAUGAAAAUGAACAACUGGGAGGUAUUUAUUGAAACUUGGCGAACCAGAAUAGCAGAUUUGUCCUUAGUUUUGGGGAUUGAUUUGAAUGCAGAAUUACAGCAGUAUCACCAAUUUACCCAUCUUUAUUCAACGUCAGUGAUCUUACUAUUUAUGUGAACAUAUUACCUCUAUAUUCAUCUUCAUUACCUGUAUAUUCAUCUUCAUAUUCAUCUUUGCUUUUUAGUGGAUCCCCUCAUUUUCAUUUCCAUAUCCAUUUAUGCUCUAUA
Molecule: messenger RNA, 1702 nt
Organism: Lytechinus variegatus (green sea urchin)
Lineage: Eukaryota; Metazoa; Echinodermata; Echinoidea; Temnopleuroida; Toxopneustidae
Product: neurogenic locus notch homolog protein 1-like
Exons: 6
Coding region: 210-974 (254 amino acids)
Source: RefSeq, a predicted model, not a curated record